Molecule: messenger RNA, 1233 nt
Organism: Sungouiella intermedia
Lineage: Eukaryota; Fungi; Ascomycota; Pichiomycetes; Serinales; Metschnikowiaceae
Source: the annotation of a GenBank genome assembly
AUGUCCACCACAACCUCCACUCGAAAUACCCCCACCAUAGGGCCUAUGCAUGUGUCGCCUUGUUUGCGACCACCUCCACAAACGUAUCAUGGUGAUGGAAGCCGGAAUGGCCCUCCACAGCGGAAACUGCCUAAGGUGUCCAAGAUGACUUCUCCGCAUAAGUCUUCCCUAAUCGAUCCAUUCCUAGAGCAGUACAUUCGCCCAUCCAGCAACGAUCACCACGAGCUCUACUUUAAAUCUUUGAAUCGCCAAGUGCGCAUCAAGAGUUUUGAUUACUACCAGCAGUAUCUUAAUCAAUCAGACAAGCCUUCAGUUAGUCUUGAUCUGUUCAAGCUGUCGAACACAAAGCCGUUGCGCAAACCUCACUCCCCACUUCUGAAGCAACUUGAGCGCUAUGAUGAUGAUGGUGAUGAUGAUAUUGAAGAAGAUGACGAUGAUGAAGAUCAAAACAUCAGCGACGAUGAUUUAGCAGAGCGUGUGGAAUCCAGAAGAAGACGUCACACAGAAAGCGAAACUCCUGGUUCAGAUGCUCCUUCAAAGAAGAUCAAUCCUCAAAUUGUUGUUAAGUCACUCCCCCCAGAGUUCAUGAAUUGCGCAAUCGAAGAUAUGAUAUCUUUGAUCUCUCGAAUGCUCCACUCGCUCAUCGGGUUGAAUGACCGGUCUGUGCCAAUGUCUGUAUCGCAUCCAAGCAGUGCUGAUGUAGAUGGCAGUCUCUCAGCUGAGCUGAAGAAGAAAGUGCUCACACGGUACCAUUCGCGAACUCCUCCUGCCAUUUCCAUCGAGACAUACCUCAGCCGUCUCACCAAGUUUAACAACUUCACUCAGACCACUUUGCUCACAACCAUCUACUACAUUGACCUCUUAUCACACAACUUCCAGCCAUACUUCACGUUGAAUUCGUGGACGGUGCACCGAUUCUUGUUGGUAGCCACCAUGCUAGCGCAGAAAUCUUUGGAAGACUUUUUCUACACCAACGACCAUUACGCGAAGGUUGGAGGAGUUGCAUUAACAGAGCUCAAUUGUCUCGAGCUAGACUUCUUGAAUAGGGUGGACUGGAAGCUCGUACCCGCUAAGCAGCUACCUAACAAUAAGACUUCUAUUCGGUACUACCGAGAAGUGCUUGACCUCUAUUAUAGGCAGUUAGUGACAUUGAUGGGAAGCAACACGAGUGAGACCAGCAAAGUUCAGUUUUCUAUUGGCGAAAGUGGCGAUGGAACGUCCAGCCAUCUCUGA